Molecule: messenger RNA, 1238 nt
Organism: Rhipicephalus sanguineus (brown dog tick)
Lineage: Eukaryota; Metazoa; Arthropoda; Arachnida; Ixodida; Ixodidae
Gene: Afti
Product: aftiphilin
Biological process (GO): intracellular transport
Cellular component (GO): AP-1 adaptor complex; trans-Golgi network membrane
Molecular function (GO): clathrin binding
Source: RefSeq, a predicted model, not a curated record
AAAUGCAAAAUGGCCGUCGAUCACUGCUGGAAAAAACAGCCUGCGCUCGUAGCAGACGCGUGUUCCUCUUCGGUCGAAAAUCCUGCUGUUUCAUUCCAGGGUCUUGUCCCGUAGGGUGUCCAGGCUAAGUGGCCGUGGCCCUGAAUCACGAUGGCGGAACUCGGGGCUGCCCCUUUGCCCGAGGGCAACGGUCUAGGCCCACAGGGUGCGGUGGCCGCCACUAAGACGGAUGCUGGCAGCUUUGACACGCCCCGUGAUCACGACGAAUUGACGACGAUGAUGACUUCGGACACUUUGCGACUGCCACCGCUGCACUUCCGGCAUCUGCGGCGGACGCGAACCACAUUCCAACAGCGGACGAUGUGGCCACCUCAGCGGUGGCUGAUAAAUGUGAUAGCAUGAAUGGGGCGCCAUUGCCCGAUCUGUGCUUAGAUGAUAGUGACGGUGAAUGUGAGACUAGUCAGGACGCAAGUGGGCCGGUGCGACGAGCUUCUGUGGACCUGCCGCCCUCCGGCGAGACCGGCGCCGUCAAGAGGGAGGACAGCUUCGAUGACUUCCAGCAGGCCGUGGCACCACCGCCAUUCGAGGCGGCGCUCGCACCGGUGGACGAAGGAAGCGACUUUGCGGACUUUGAGCAAGCGUGUGACGCAGUGGUGCAAGAAGGCAACUGCGAGUGGGGCGAUUCUGGUGGGGACGGUUUUGCGGACUUUGCAGCUUUUGGGGAUGCGUCGAAGACAGCCGUCGAGGACACCGACUGGGCCGACGAUGGCUGGAAGUCGUUCGCCGGUGCGGAGGACGGUGGAAUGUCGGUUGCGUCGGCUGUUGCGAUGCCGGAGCAAGGGACUGUCUGUGUUCAGCUGGCCUCAGGAGAUGGCUCAUUCGAGAACUUGCUCCAGAGGGCCUACGCCCUCGAGGGUUCCCCAUCAAGUACUGUCUCUGCACAGGAGGAUGAAGACUUUGUGGCCCUUACCUGUUGUGAAGCACAUGUAAGACUGUGGGAGCAGCUCCAGGAUCUGGACCGUGCCCCGUCGCUGAAGUUCAGCUGGAAUGGCUCACAGUCCUGUCAGCACUUGCUUCAGAGUCUGUCCAUUGACUCUAGGAACAUUCUGCGUAACCCUUCAGUUCCACUGUUCGCCUCUCACCUGGGUCUGCUGGAGCCCCAGCGCGGCAGCACGGGCAGCCCCUCCGCGGAGGAGCCGGCAUCCUCCGCACCUGCCCCUCCGCCUGCCUGCUCCGAG